This is a messenger RNA of Stegostoma tigrinum, 5137 nucleotides long. Its product is annotated as inner centromere protein A-like. The coding region runs from base 1038 to 3839 and encodes 933 amino acids. Gene Ontology annotation, biological process: mitotic cytokinesis; metaphase chromosome alignment; positive regulation of protein serine/threonine kinase activity. The record is from RefSeq and is a predicted model, not a curated record. Lineage: Eukaryota; Metazoa; Chordata; Chondrichthyes; Orectolobiformes; Stegostomatidae. Gene Ontology annotation, cellular component: nucleus; meiotic spindle midzone; chromosome passenger complex. The transcript has 19 exons. Gene Ontology annotation, molecular function: protein serine/threonine kinase activator activity.
UUUUUUUAAAACUUAGUUAACUAAUUUGUAUUGCCACUUGUGGCAGACCAUUUGUACUAUGUUGUUAUUGGAGAGGGGAGGGUUCCCUUUGUUUUAUUCUAAUUUGCAUGUUUGAGGUUGAGCGAGUCUGUCUAUUUUCAGACAAGGAACCUCCUCCAAGAACAGGGAGGUCGACCGUACUCUGCAGCAAUUGACUUCUCGAAGUAUUUUUGUCAGGUGCAAAGUACAAAUCGGAGGUGGAAUGGCGUGUCUUACGUAGAUGAGCGCAGCUCCAACAACACGCUAGAAAUACAACCCCCAACCUGAACAAAGCAGACUGCUUGAUUUAAACACUCUCAAUCAUUGCAUUGUGCUACAUUGAAACCAAGCAAGGGAUGCAAUGCAUCAACUUGACUUGGCCUCACUUUCAAAUCCACAGUAAUCGCGUGACCCUGCAAGUUAGAGUUUCAUAAAACCAACAUGAAAUAAAGGAAAUUCAACCUGAUCUAAAAAUAAUAUUAAUCUGAAGAAGGGUCUCGACCCGAAACGUCAGCUUUCCGGCCCCUCUGAUGCUGCUUGGCCUGUGUUCAUCCAGUUCUACACCGUGUUAUCUCAGAUUCCCUAGCAUCGGCAGUUCCUACUAUCGCUUAAUCGUAGUAUUUGUCCCCAACAUCAAGAUGGUUGGUCUAUGUGGAUAGCAUAUCACUGCAAGCAGACCUUUUUUUGCCAAGAUACGUCUACCUUUGCAUGGAAGUAGUCCCUUUUUUGCACCAAUGAACUUCGUGCAACAUCGUAUGUGUGCAUAUUUGUGUGUGCGUGCAAUCGCUGCAACACUUGAUGGUAUUCACAAAUAAGGACACUGUCUCAUCAAAGCGACCGAAACCAGUCACUCCAGGUGUGAAGCUGAUGAAAGCUUGCUCUCUAGAGUCUGCCCCGUGAGCAAAUAAGAUUAAAAACAAACAUCAAAACGCAGGCCAACUGUGAUAUUAGCUACUGUCGAUGAUUCAAGACAUUGAUUAAACAAUUGGAGCCUUGGGUCAGAAUCUUUAAGUGACAUCAUGGCUUCUAGAACAGCAAUCACAAUGGUGGACACUGAUAACAUGCUGAAAUACUUUGGCGAGAAACUUCAUAUUGUUAUUGAAGAUUUCAAAGAAAAUACUAUAUGGCUGAAAGAAAUCCAGGAGGAAGCCAAAAAGAUGUUCAUCAGUGAUUUUACUGCAGAACCUGAGUUAAUGCCAAAAACGCCUUCAGAAAGAAAGCGGCGUAGGAGACGACCAUCUGUGGCACAGGAUUCCAGUAAGAGACUUUCAAGAAGCAGAAGAAAUUUGAGGCGCUCUUCAACUCAAAGGGCAAAGCUCAGAAGUAGGGUUAUCGAGGAAGAUAACAGAGACUGCAACAAGAUAGUUGAGGAGUCAGCACACCCUGUACGUCUAACACGGUCAACAACACGUGCACUAGCAACUACCAAUCUUGAAACUGACAAAAAUAAUGCGUUCCCUGUUGUCCCAGUUAAUGGUAAAGUACCACUUGUUGUCAUGUCACCAAAUGACAGUAAAACUAUUGAGUUAGACCAAAAAGGUCAGGCAGUUAACUUUAAAACUCUGACAGCUUCUUCUGAAGAUGUGAAAUUGUCUCAAAAGGAAUUUGAGACAGAACGACCUCCCAGUACACCUGUUUUGGAAACAUUGUCUGCUGCCACUUCAGUGAUCCCCAGGAGCCCAAAUCGAGCAGCAACUAAGGUGAAAAUAGCAGGUGCUGUAACUGCUGAAGAAAAUUGUGUGAAUGAGUGUUUAACUGAUCGAGACUUAAAUAAUUCUGUGGAGUCACUAGCUGCUAGUGAGAACUCCAUCACUGAAGAUGAAAACCAGUCCAACCAUAAGGCUAAUCGUAGAUCAGUGCGGAAAAGCACUGCCAGUCGCCGGUCCAGCUGCCGUAGCCUAGUGGGUAAAUAUUCAUUGAAUAUUCAACGGACCGUCAUGGUACAGGAAUCGAUGAGGAAUUCCUUGCGUAAAUCCAUUACCAAGAGGCGGAAUGUUCUGGAGUCUUCUGCUUCCAACUGUAAGUCUCAAAACUGUUUUGACAAUAUGGACAAGAGAGCAUGUGUUGAUGAAAAUUCUCGCACUCUGUUUAAAUCUGAAGACCCAAAGGAAGAUGAGCAAUCAGCCUCCAAGGUUCCUGAAAAUCAAGAGCGUAGAUGUACACGAAGUGUCAUGAAAAAUGCCAUCUACAGUCAAGAUAAGGAGGGGGCUGCUAAUCUACAAACAUGUAGAACUUCAAAAGUUCAGAGAAAAGAGAGCAGUGGUUCUGAUGAACCAGUUUCUUCUGAUGGCCAGAGUGUUGGACGGAAACACAGUUACAAGCGUGCAAUGGCAAAUGUGUGUAACUACACUGAAGAAAGAGAAAAAGAUGACUUUCCACCAAGAAAGAAGACCCCUUCACCAGAUCCUGCAGCCAGCAAAGUGGUUCGACCAAAGCAUAAAAGCUUCCUCCAUGCAGUUCAGAAGAAUCAAUUGCUGAUGACCCCAGUAUCUGUUGGCCGGACAGUAGUGAAGUCCUUCAUUAAACGCAACACUCCAUUGAAAGUUGAUCCCAAGGAACAAGAGAAAGCUCGUCUGGCAAAUCUAAAGAAGAAGCGAGAACAGGAGGAAGAAAGAAUACAAAAAGUGGAGGAAGAGAAGAAACGCAAAGUGGAAGAGUUCAAAAAGAAGCGGGAAAUGCAAGUGAAACGGGUUUUGGAAACUCGUUCCCGAGUUCAACAGCAAGAAGAAGAGAAGAAAAAGAAAAUUGAGCAGAAGUUUGCACAAAUCAAUGAGAAGAAUGCAAAGAUGCGUGAGGAAAGAUUUGCUGAAGAAAAAGUGAAAAGGAAAGUUGCUGCCAAGAGGAUGGAGGAAGCAGAAGCUCGAAGGCGGCAAGAGGAGGAAGCCCGAAAUAAGAGAUUGCAACAGUUGGAGGAGGAACGCAGAGAACUGCAGCAGCGCAAGAAGGAAGAAGAACUAGAGAAGCAACGUAAAAUGGCAGAAGCUAGAAAACUUCAAGAACAACGCCAAGCUGAGUUGGAGAGAGCACGAUUACAUGAGCUGCAGCUGGCUGCGGAUAGGGAGCGGGAACGAAUAAGGGAAGAAGAGAGUAUUCGGGCAGAGAAAGAACGUGAACGACUGGAGAAAGAAAAGGCCCUUCAGUUACAGCGAGAGAUGGAGCGAACAGCACGGGAGGAUGCUGUAUUACAGGCUCAACGAGAAAAGGAAAAGCUUCAUCAAGAAGCGCAGGAGAAAGAAAGAAAACGGGAAGAGCAGCGUUUGGCAGAGCUGGAAAAGCAGAGUUUAGAAAAAGAAAAAAAUAAAAAAGAGCAGGAAAGACUGGAGUCUGAGCGACAGGAAAAAGAGAAGAAACUUCGUGAAGCUGAAGAAAGAAAAUGGAAGGAAGAGCAAGACCAGAAAGCAGAAAAGGAGGUCACCAGCAAAAAUGUACUGAAUGUGACUGUGGAAGUGCAUCACUCUCCAGCCCCUGAAUCGUAUGCCAUGACUCCAAAUAGCUAUUCAAAAUUCAAGAUGCCAAAAGUAAAUUUGGACAACUAUGGAAUGGAUUUGAACAGUGAUGAUUCUACAGAUGAUGAGGGAGCACCACGUAAACCAAUCCCUGCUUGGGCUGAUGGUAAACAAUUGCAGCAAGCCCUUAUAAAGCAGUAUUACCACCCAUUUGAUGUGGAUAAAUUCUUUGGUAUCAUUCAACCUCCUGAUCUUAGGAACAUCUUCGGCAAGAUCAAGCCACGUUACCUGAAGCGGACCAGUUCUGCAGUGUGGCAUUCGCCACCAGUAUCAAACAGCAUUAGGAAUGUACCCUAUGGCCUUCUGAAAUACUGAUUGUUGUCUCUCUAUUUUUAGAGUGGCAUUCUAACUAUUGUAAAAUGUGACCCUGUCUUUCUGCUCUAUUAUUCACUUGACCAAUUUGAUAUUGUAACAUUGCUAUCUCUCUCUUUCUUUUGUCUUUGUAUAUACAUAUGAGAUGAAGACUUCAAAUGGAAAAUUGGUCAACUGCUUCUCUGGAACUUUUUUUAUGUGUGGAUUUGCUUUGCGAUUUUUACCUUUUAUAAUAUUAGGGAUAUCUAUUUGGGUCAUUUUAAUUUAGACUUCAGUUUUGGAGGUCUUUUACUUGGGCUAAGAUUUAAAUUCACUGCCUGAUGGGAUAAAAAUUCUGUUUCUCUGUUGUAAGAGGCCUCUGUGUCAUGAGUUUGAAAAGUUUCCUGUAACUGGAACAGGAAAGGGGAGAAAUAGUCAAAAUGUUCAACAGGUGGUUUAUUAGAUAGCAAGCUGAAUAGUUGAUGUAGGAAAUGAGAUGGAGGGGCAGGAGAUAUAAUCUUUGGUAAGAUUACCUUUGAACUUCAGUCUAGCCAUGUCUUUGGGACCUUGACAAUUUCUCACUCUAUACACCUGACCUGAGAUCCAAGUGCCUCAAAUGAGCUGAGUUCUGGUCCAUAUCUUGAACACAAUGGAAAUCCAGCACUUCCACUGCAGACAUUUUGUAUUUUAUUUCUUGGAUUACAGUAGGAAUUCCUUCUUUUAAGAGGCACUUACUCCUAUUACUUUUGUUUUAAUUUGGAAGCUUCUGAUUUACAAAUUUCAAUAGGGUGGAAAGCAAUCAGAAAUACAAAAGACAAAAUGUCCAGUUACUUGUCUGUGCUGAGCUAGCUAAUCUCAACUAGGGUGACAUUUGGUGUCCAAAUUUGGCUUCGCUGCCUCUUGCUUAGAAAUUUGAACUCUGAUUUUUCUUGGUGCAAAGAAUUGUGCAGAUGGGGAGUUUGGAGGGCAAGAACCAGCUUGUUUGUGUUUUUCCUCCCUACAAACAACCUGGAAAUAAUUGCUGCUUGGAUUCUGGUGCCAGACCAUCGUUUGGAUGGGAUAUCUCAACACCCAUAGAGAAUUGUACCCCAGAAAGUUGUCUUAAGAGAAUGUUAGUAACAAAAUGUCAGUGUCAAACCUUAAACAUUAAUGCUGUCCUUACUGUUGCCGGGAGCUCUGAAUUUGGGUUUGUUUUCUGUUGACUUCAGGUAGGAUAAAAAACUGAACUGAACAUCUCCUGUGCAAUUAUUCUGUCUGACAAGCAUCAUUAAAUAAUUGAUUUGUAUGGCACUGUUUUUAUUAAAAAGAAACUUUGUAAAAUG